Messenger RNA from Prunus armeniaca (apricot), 1821 nucleotides. The record is from the annotation of a GenBank genome assembly. NCBI's taxonomy places the organism in Eukaryota, Viridiplantae, Streptophyta, Magnoliopsida, Rosales, Rosaceae.
AUGGUUGGGGACUCAGAGGAGAAUGAUGAUUGUGUAAUGGCCGAUGAAAUGAUUUACAUACCUGAAGUCAAAAAUGAGGAAAGACCAAAAGUUGGGAUGAAGUUCGAUUCACUUGAUUUCGUUUAUGAUUUCUACAAUAGAUAUGCAUUAUUGGUUGGCUUUAGUAUUCGACGUCAUUCCAGCGGGAGGGAAAAAUACAAUAAAGAAAUUCUAAGAAAAGAAUUUGUAUGUUGCAAACAAGGUGUGUUUAAAAAAGAAGAGCCUAGGGUGAUAAAAAGACACCGAGGGAUAAGUAGAUGUGGUUGCAAGGCUAGGGUUGUUGUUGUAAAGGUUUAUGGGUGUAAGCAGUAUGUUUUCUCUCUUGUUGUAGAGGGACACAAUCAUAUGAUGACAACCCCAGAAAGAGUGCAUUUUAUGAGAUCACACCGUCAUAUUUCAGAACCUACAAAGCUACUCACAAAACAACUCGGUUCAACUGAUAUACCUACUCAUAAAAAGAUGAGUAUUUUGGAGGUGCAAUAUGGAGGAAUGGAGAAAAUUGAUGCAACUUCUAGACGAGCAUAUGGGUUUUAUGGAGAUGUUGUCGUGCUCGAUACCACAUUCAACACGAACCGAUAUGGCUUGCAAUUUGCACCAAUGUUGGGGGUUAAUAACCAUGGUCAGACAAUUGUUUUAGCUUGUGCAUUUUUAAGUAAGGAAACGACUGAGUCAUUUAUUUGGAUGUUUGAGGAGUUUAAGAAAGCCAUGCCAAGUGGUGAGCCAAAAAUGAUCAUUACAAAUCAAGAUGCAACUAUGGCUAGAGCGAUUUUUGAAGUAUUCCCCACUACAUUUCAUCGACUUUGUAUAUGGCACAUCACAACCAAGUUCUCUGAUAAACUACCACGGGCUGCGUAUGAGGAAUAUUGGAAAGAGUUUAAGGAAACCAUCUGGGAGAUUUACAAUAUAGAUGAAUUUGAAGAAAAGUGGCAUGCAAUCGUUACAAAAUCUGGUUUGACUAACCAUCUAUGGCUGAGUUCAGUUUUUGAUUUGCGAAAAUCAUGGGUUCCAGCCUAUGUAAAACAUGUUUUUGCCGCAGGAAUGUCAAGCAGUCAAAGAGCAGAAGGCUUUCAUGCAUUUUUCAAGCAAUAUAUAUCAAGGAGAAAUUCAUUAAUGGAUUUCAUAACACGAUUUCAAAGGGCACUUUCCCAUCAACGUCAAAAUGAGUUACUUGCUGAUCACAUUAAUGCAUUUGAAAAGCCUCAAUGUGCUCUAUUGAUGACAAUGGAUAAAAAAAUGGCUGAAAUAUACACAAAGGCAAUGUUCCAAAAGUUUGAACAGGAGCUAAUGCAAAGUUUACCGUGUUUUAUGGAACUGAAAAUGGAUGACGCUUCCAAAGCUAUCUAUAAAGUGAGUGAAAGGAAAAGGGGGAAAACAAGAGUGACAGAAGUUGUAUAUGAUAAAUAUUCCGAUCAAUGGUCAUGUAGCUGUAAAGGAUUUGAAUUUAUUGGAAUUCUUUGUUGCCAUGCACUGGCAUUGUUAAAAAGGGAGCAAAUUGAAUAUCUGCCCAAUAAAUACAUUUUGAAUAGAUGGAAGAAAACUGCAAAAUCUGGAUUUGUGUCAGAUUCAAAUGGCAAUGAAAUUAAAGAUUGUGAGAACAGUUCUCUCUUAAUAAAGCGAAGUAGAAUGUUCAGACUUGCUUCAGAUGUAAUUGAACACGCUUUAAUGUUCAAAGAAGGUUGUGAGCUAUUGUCGAAUAAUCUAAACGAUACAUGGGUGACAUUGAAGUUAUUGAAUGAUGGGGUUGGUCCUAGAGAAGUUGGAGGGUCCAGGUCCCAAACAUGA